AUGGCUCAGCCCCGCCCUACCCCUGUUGGCUCAGUUACUGUGGUUGAUAGUAACAAGAGCCAAUGGCUCCCGCUGCUGUCUCAGCCAAUGAAGAAUGAGAGACUGGGAAGAAGCUCAGCUCUCGUGCACAUUGCUGGAUCGAAAGACAGCUCGGCCAGUCUGGGCUCCGCAUCAACCCCAACCCCAACUUCAACCCCAACGUUACAGUCAGGAUCUACCGAGAUGCUGCUGAUCUACCUGCUGAGCCAGCAGCUGGCUCAGCCUCUCAGCAAGCUGGCUCCCACCCUCUCCAUAGCCCUGCACUUCACAAUCUUAGAGUUGCCACUAGUUCGAGGAAGUGUAAAAAAGGUGAAGAAAAAUAAACUUUAUUACGUGUUGGUGAAAAUAACCUUUAGAGCAGAAAUUAAACGUAAUGUUUUAAGUGGAGCACAGAAGAGGAAAAAGGCUGCAGAGGAGAAAGAGAAAAUGUGCAAACUUCCAAAACUAACAUCUUGGCUCAAUCCAGGUGCAACAUCAGCCAGUAGUUCUGCUCCUCCAGAUGUAGCAUCCACAUCUUCAUGCACUCCAAUUCCAGCAGAAAUACCAAUGGUAUCAUUACCUGAUCCUGCUGCUGGGGAAAAUCCACAAGAGGAAAUGCCCACAUCUGUAUCAGUAAGGGAGUUUGCAAUCCAAGACACAGAUCCAGGGCUAUGGGAUAUUAGCAAUACUAGCACAGUGGAUUACUGGAUUCGUCGAUUGUACUGCUUUGCAUGUCACCUAUUUUCCAAGACAGAAUCUCCCUUUGCUACAUCAGGAUUCAAUGACUGGAAACACAGCAAUGUUAUUGGUGAACAUGAAAACAGAGAAGAACAUUGCAAGUGCAUGACGGCAUAUUUGAUUCGCCAUAAAGAAACUGGAAAUGUCGAUACACUAUUACUUCAACAACUUCGCUCAGAGCAGGAGUAUUGGCAUAAAGUGACACGAGUGGUUUCUGUAAUUCGCUUUCUUGCCUCCAGAGGUCUGCCAUUUUGUGGAGAAAACCAAAUAAUUGGGUCUGCUAAAAAUGGAAACUAUUUGGGUAUUCUUGAGCUGUUAAGUGAAUUUUACCCUUUUCUGGAAGAACAUCUCAAAUUGUAUGAGAAUCCAGGAAAGGGGAACCCAUCAUAUUUAUCAGCAAACAUUUGUGAGGAAUUCAUUGAAAUAAUGGGACAACAUGUUCUUUCUGCUAUUCUUGAAGAAAUAAAAGAAUCAAAAUAUUAUUCAAUAAGUGUGGAUUCCACUCCAGACAUCUCACACACCGAUCAACUGACAUUUACUGUCCGGUACAUUCAAGGAUGUGAGCCCGUGGAACAUUUUCUUAAGUUCAUCCCCAUCUUUUCUCAUGGAGCAAAUAAUCUAGCCGACACUGUUGUGGGAUUCCUUAAUGAGAACAAAAUUCCACUAUCCAACUGCCGUGGUCAGUUAUAUGACAAUGCCUCAAAUAUGUCUGGACGCUAUACUGGAUUGCAAGCACGGAUUCUUCAGUUGAAUGAGUUCACCAUGUACACUUCCACACAUCGAUGGAAUGUUCUUGCAACAUCUCUUGGAAAAAACAUUGUGGUUAAGCGUCUGUCUGACACAAGAUGGUCGGCACAUUUUGAUGCUGUUCAUGCUUUACAUGAGGGUUUUGAGAAAAUAAAAAAUGCACUAGAUUCUGAACAGGAAGUAAACACAAGGCGAGAGGCAAAAGGAUUGAGUGACAAAAUGGAAAACCUGGAAACGAUCUUUCUCACAAUUCUUUGGAAUGACAUUCUUGAAAGAGUCAACAAAACAAGCAAGGUCCUGCAAUCAGAGGAUAUGAACAUACUUGUUGCCAUGAACCUUCUUGAGUCUCUAAAAACGUAUCUUCAGGAUACUAGAGACAGAUUUAGUGCAUAUGAAUUGAAAGCCAGGAGUAGGUGUCUAGAUUCAGAAUAUAAGGAAAAACGGGAAGGAAAGCGAAGUGUACGCCUCACUAGAUAUGACAGAUCAGAAGAAGAGGUACUUCUCAGUAAAAGUGAAAAGUUUAAGGUGGAAACAUUCCUUCCUGUUCUGGACUCUCUAAUUCCUGCACUGACAAAACGUACAGAAGCUUAUUCAUCGAUUGGAAAUAUGUUUUCAUUCUUUUGUGAAUUAAAAACAAUUAGUUCUGAUGACCUAAAAAAAAGUGUGAAUACCUGGCUAAUGUUUAUCACAAAGAUCUUGAUUAUGGUGACCAACUAA
Messenger RNA from Rana temporaria (common frog), 2220 nucleotides. RefSeq lists its product as uncharacterized. The record is from RefSeq and is a predicted model, not a curated record. The coding region runs from base 1 to 2220 and encodes 739 amino acids. The transcript is spliced from 5 exons. Lineage: Eukaryota; Metazoa; Chordata; Amphibia; Anura; Ranidae.